AAAGGUUACUCCUGCUGUCCUCAUGGCUCUCUCUGUACCUCUACUUCUUCUUCUUCUUCUUCUCCUCUAUAGUCAUGAGCCAUUGUUCUCUCCUCAUCAAUUAGUUCUUGACUUCUUUCUUAAGAUAAAAUGGCUCUCAUACAACCAUUCUACUCAGACAUUUCUCUUGGAAAACCCCUGCCCCUCUCAGUUUUAUCUCACAACCCCACAAAUCCAGGAGGGAGAAGAAGAAGAACAGAGACAGUUACUUUUCCUGUUUCAGACCUGUUCUUGUCUUCUCAUACCGAACUGUGUCACAAAGGAAAGUUGAAUCAUAUGAGGACUGGACUGAUAAAGUGUUCGGCAGUGGCAGAGGUUGGUGAGGGACUAUCGGAAGAAGAGGUUUUUCUAGGGUAUACUGAUGAGGAGGAUGAGAAGGAUGCAGGAGUGGUUGCAGAUUAUGAUUGGAGAGAGGAAUGGUAUCCUCUCUAUCUCUCCAAUGAUGUCCCAGAUGAUUCUCCUUUGGGUCUCACCGUCUUCCACAUACAAAUCGUGUUGUACCGAGAUGGGAAUGGAGUUCUUCAUUGUUAUGAAGAUCGUUGCCCUCAUAGAUUGGCAAAACUCUCUGAAGGUCAGUUGAUUGAUGGAAGACUGGAAUGCCUCUACCAUGGUUGGCAAUUUGAAGGUGAUGGUCAAUGUGUGAAGAUACCUCAGCUUCCAGCCGGGGCAAGAAUUCCUCGAUCUGCUUGUGCCAAAACAUACAAGGUGAGGGAAUCUCAAGGUGUUGUAUGGGUAUGGAUGUCAGACAAGAGCACUGAGAAGCCUGAAAAAUUGCCUUGGUUUGAACACUAUGCUCGGCCAGGAUUCCAAGAUCUCUCCACUGUUCAUGAGCUACCGUAUGAUCACUCAAUAUUACUUGAGAACCUAAUGGAUCCUGCCCAUAUCCCAAUCUCACAUGAUCGGACAGAUUGGACUGCAAAGAGAGAAGAUGCUCAACCCCUACUUUUCACGGUAACUGAGCGUACUGGUCGGGGAUUUGCAGGUCAAUGGGGUAAGGAAAAGGAACAAGCCAUGCUGAACUUCUUACGUUUUGAAGCACCAUGUGUUCUUCAGAACAACCGAGAGUUUGUAGACAAAGAUGGCGUGAAACAGUAUUUCUCUGCUCUCUUUCUUUGUCGACCAGCUGGACAAGGGAAGUCCAUGGUCAUUGCAAGGUUUGGAACAACCAAGAGGUCCUCCUUGCUUGCACAAUUACUUCCCAAGUGGUACUUCCAUCAGAACGGAAGUAAGAUUUUUGAGCAAGAUAUGGGGUUCCUCUCAUCUCAAAAUGAGGUUCUUAUGAAGGAAAAGCUUCCAACAAAGGAGCUAUACCUUAACCUAAAGUCCUCUGACACAUGGGUUGCUGAAUACAGGAAAUGGAUGGAUAAGGUGGGUCAUGGUAUGCCUUACCACUUUGGCCAUAGCACAAUCUCACUGCCAAAAGAGCCUGCUGUGGUGGAAAAUGCACCUGCAGGACUGGUUGCUGGCAUCUCAGCUUCUUUACCAGCCAAAGGAGGAGCAGGAACUAUGCAUGCUCCUAAUCCAGUUAACCGAUAUUUCCGUCAUGUGAUCCAUUGCAAGGGAUGUAGAAAUAUGGUGCAAGCUUUCCAAGCUUGGAAGAAUGCCCUGUCUAUCGUGACUCUUGCUUCAGUUGCAUUAGCCAUUUUAGUGUCUGGAAGACGGUGGAAGGUCCUUUACUUGGUUUCAACUACAUUUUUCUUGGCCGGAGUGUAUGUUUGCUCAGCUGCAAUUACAAUGAACACAGAAAACUUCAUCAGGAAGCACCGAUUAUUGUGAGAGUAUGGAAUUCUUCUGUAAGAAUCUUUGUAUAUUUUCAGAUACAAAGAGAAUUGGAAUUUAUGUAUGAUAUUGAGUCAGAAUUGCAAGCUGAGAAAACAAUAUGGUCUCU
Telopea speciosissima is the source of this 1927-nucleotide messenger RNA. RefSeq names its product protein TIC 55, chloroplastic. The record is from RefSeq and is a predicted model, not a curated record. Gene Ontology annotation, biological process: protein targeting to chloroplast. Gene Ontology annotation, cellular component: chloroplast. The transcript has 3 exons. The coding region runs from base 130 to 1815 and encodes 561 amino acids. Gene Ontology annotation, molecular function: 2 iron, 2 sulfur cluster binding; chlorophyllide a oxygenase activity. Lineage: Eukaryota; Viridiplantae; Streptophyta; Magnoliopsida; Proteales; Proteaceae.